AACCAGCGGGGGCCUGUGUCAGGAGGGCGUGUGGGAGCAGGGCUGCCAGAUGUCCAACCUGCAGCUUCUCCUCCUGGGGAAAAGUCACUCAGGAAAAAGUGCCACAGGAAACACCGUUUUGGGCAAAGCUGUGUUUGUGUCCAAGUUCAGUGACCAGAUGGUGACUAACACAUGCCAGAGAGAGAGUGUGGCCCUGGAAGGGAGGGAGGUCGUGGUCAUUGACACCCCCUACCUCUUCUCAGCAGCUCGUGCUGAAGACAAGCAGCGAAAUAUCCAGCACUGCUUGGAGCUCGUGGCCCCCGGCCUCCAUGUCCUGCUCCUGGUGGUCCCCAUCGGCUUCUACAUGCGCGAGGAUGAGGAGACAGUCAAGGGCAUCCGGGAGGUGUUUGGGGCUGAGGCCAUGAGACACGUCAUCGUCGUCUUCGCUGGGAAUGAUGAUUUGGGGGAUGACUGCGGGGGCCGAUGCUACGCACUCAACAACCGGGUGGGCCCAGGGCCCCCAUGUCGCAGGUGGCAGAUGCCAGAGGAGAGGCAUCUGCAGGCCACAGGACCUGAGCAGGACCUGGGGAUGUCAGAACUGAAGGUCCUCCUCAUAGGGAAACAGGGUGCUGGAAAAAGUGCAGCAGAAAACAGCAUUCUGGGGAAGCGGGUCUACGAGACCAAAUUCAGCAAGAAGUCAGUAACCCAGAGCUUUUGGUCUGAGAGCAGAAUCUGGAGAGAGAAGAAAGUUUUGAUCAUUGAUACUCCAGACAUCUCAUCUUCAAAGAUUAGGAAACACACCCAUCCUGGUCCCCAUGCCUUCUUGCUGGUGACACCACUGGGGUCCUAUUCCAAGGAAGAUGAGGCAGAGCUAAAAAUUAUCCAGAGAAAUUUUGGAGACAAAUUCACUGAGUAUGUGAUCAUUCUCUUUACCAGGAAAGAAGAUUUAUGGAAUCGGGAUCUAGAUAUGUUCCUAAGAAACAGCAAUAAAGCUUGCUAUGAGUUCAUCCAGAAAUGUAAAAACAGAUACAGUGCCUUCAACUACCAGGCAAUGGGAGAAGAAGAGGAAAGGCAGGUGGGACUCCUACUAAAAGUUGAGAGCUUGGUGCGCAAGAAUGGGAACAAGCCUUGCAUCUUCAGAGAAAAAGAAGCCCUGAGCAUUGUCCUCAUGGGUGGGAGUGAGACUGGAAAGAGUGCCACCAGGAACAUUGUUCUGGGCUGUUCUGCCUUCCCCUCUCAACUCUGAGCCCAGCUGGCUACCAAGAUGUGUGAGAGCCUCAGGAUGACGUGGGACGGGCAGGAUGUUGUGGUUGUGGACACUCCGUUCAGCCACACGUCUGGUGUUGAAAAGGAUCCAUCCCUGUUAGAAAAGGAGGUCAAUUACUGUUUGUCCUGCUGUGAAGAAGGGAUCAAAACUUUUGUUCUGGUGUUGCAGCUGGGACGGUUCACUCAAGAGGACCAAACAGUGGUGGCGGAACUGGAGGCCAUCUUUGGAGCGGAAGUUAUGAAAUAUAUGAUUGUGCUCUUCACCCGGAAGGAAGACUUAGGGGAAGGGAGGUUUGAAGAUUAUGUCAAGAACACAGAUAACGAAGCCCUUAAGUGCAUAAUUAAAAAGUGUGGAGAGCAAGUUCGUGCUUUUAAUAACU
This is a messenger RNA of Galeopterus variegatus (Sunda flying lemur), 1625 nucleotides long. It is a transcript of the gene GIMAP8, whose product is annotated as GTPase, IMAP family member 8. Gene Ontology annotation, cellular component: endoplasmic reticulum. Gene Ontology annotation, molecular function: GTP binding. NCBI's taxonomy places the organism in Eukaryota, Metazoa, Chordata, Mammalia, Dermoptera, Cynocephalidae. The record is from RefSeq and is a predicted model, not a curated record.